AUGGUCGACACGUCCGGCCACGGCACUGUGCGUGCUCCCAUGGAAACCAUCGACCUCUCCCUGGGAUGGUCAUUCCAGCAAGCCGACCAGCUUGAAGACAGCUCUUGGUUUCCAGUCAAGAAGGUCCCAUCUACUGUCCACCAGGAUCUGAUUGACAACAACUUACUGGAAGAUCCAUUUAUCGGAUUCAACGAGAUCAAAGCAGAAUGGGUAGGACUCAAAUCGUGGACGUACCGGACAAAGCUGGCACGGCCGUCGAUCCCGGACGGCUCCAAGGCGAUCUUGGCCUUCGACGGCUUAGAUACUUUCGCACAUGUCAGGCUGGACGGGUCAACCAUCCUGGAGAGUGACAAUAUGUUCUUGCCACAUCGGGUCGACGUUACCAACGCCCUCAGAUCCAAUUCUCGUGCCGACCAUGACCUGGAAGUUACAUUCGAUUCCUCGUUUCUCAAGGCCCGAGAGCUCAAAGACCAGCAUCCCGAACAUAAGUUCAUCUGCUUUAACGGAGACCCAGCCCGUCUGGCCGUGAGAAAGGCGCAAUACCAUUGGGGAUGGGACUGGGGCCCGGUCCUGAUGUGUGCUGGAAUCUGGAGACCGGUCCGCCUGGAGAUUUAUUCGGUGAGAAUGGCGGAUCUGCGAAUCGACACCAGCAUCGCCGACGACCAGCAGGCUGCGACAAUCCACAUGAGUGCCUUGAUUGAGGGAGUCGAAAACCAUAAUGCUCCUAUCAUGGCCAAAUUCGACGUCAGUCUGGAAGGGAGGGUGGUUGCUACACACACUGCCGAAGUCGAUCUCACGGGACAAGGCUCGGCCCAGCUGCAGCUCCCGAACCCCAGACUCUGGAUGCCCGUUGGGUAUGGGGACCAACCACUUUACACUGUUAGAAUGACUGUCGCGGUUGAUAGAGUUGAACUGCACACCGAAACCAAGCGAAUCGGCUUGCGUAAGAUUGAGCUCAUCCAGGAACCCGACUCUCAUGGCAAGUCUUUCUAUUUCCGGGUGAACAAUGUCGACAUCUUCUGCGGAGGCUCCUGUUGGAUUCCCACGGACAGUUUCUUGACCAACGUCACUCCGGCCAAAUACCGCGCCUGGCUUGAGUUGCUGGUGCCUGCAAACCAGAAGAUGAUCAGGGUCUGGGGAGGAGGCAUUUACGAAGAUGACGCUUUCUACGACGCCUGCGACGAACUCGGCAUCCUAGUCUGGCAGGACUUCAUGUUCGGCUGCGGCAACUACCCUUGUUUUCCAGCCAUGCUGAGAUCGAUCCAGGCGGAGGCGGUGGCCAAUGUUCGGCGAAUACGACACCAUCCAUGCCUGGCCAUUUUCGCGGGAAACAACGAAGACUACCAGGUUGCCGAGUCGGCGCAGCUGACUUAUGACUAUGAGGACAAGAACGAGGAACACUGGCUGGAGUCUGAUUUCCCGGCGCGGUACAUCUACGAGGCGCUCUUACCGAAGGUCUGCGCGGCCGAAGCCCCAUGGGUCGCGUACCAUCCGGGAUCACCAUGGGGCGACGGCAGGAUCAGCUCCGACCCCUCUGUCGGGGACUUGCAUCAAUGGAAUGUGUGGCAUGGGACGCAGGAGAAGUAUCAGAUCUUUGAUUCCCUCGGGGGUCGGUUCAACUCCGAGUUUGGAAUGGAAGCGUUCCCGCACCUUGCCACGAUCAAGUCAUUUGUGGAGAAGAAAGAGGACCUGUUUCCUCAAAGCCACGUGUUGGAUUUCCACAAUAAAGCCGACGGGCAUGAGCGACGGAUCGCCACAUACCUGGUGGAGAACGUGAGGACGGCGACGCAGCUUGAGGCCUACAUACACCUCACCCAGCUUGUACAGUGCGAGGCCCUCAUGUUUGGGUACCGCGGUUGGCGCAAGCAAUGGGGCGAUGGACGACAUUGUGGCGGAGCCUUGGUCUGGCAGCUUAACGACUGCUGGCCGGUCACUAGCUGGUCCAUCGUCGACUACUACCUCCGGAGGAAGCCUGCAUACUAUGCGAUGGCGAGAGUAUUGGCGCCCGUGGCCGUCGGCAUUCGUCGAGCUCACCAUGACUGGAGCGUGACGCAUGCCCGCGAGCCCCAAACGCAGAAUUGGGAGCUGUGGGUGGUCAGUUCCCGGCUGACAGAGGUGACUGCUGAUGUGGAGGUCAGAUUUGUCUCCGUGCGCACAGGACGGGAGAUCAAGGAGAAGAUUGUGAAGAAAUGCAUUCGGGUCGCCGCAAACGGUACCACGAAUGUCGUUGAGGGUGUGAUUGAUAACGUCCGGGAGGAGCCUCAUGUUCUGGCGGCGCGCAUAUGGAUCAAUGGAGAAUUGGUCGGACGUGAUACAGACUGGCCACAACCUCUGAAGUAUCUUUCUUUCGCCGAACGCAAGGUCAAGGUUGAGGCCAUUGGGGACGAGCUGCAUGUCUCUGCCGAACGACCGGUAAAGUGUCUCGUGUUCGAGGAACGCGAAGGAUGCCAUUUGAGCGACAGCGCGAUUGAUCUGGUGCCAAAUGACACACAAGUCAUUCGAAUUCGAGGGCUCAAGGCCGGAGCACCUGCAUUGAGCUGGACAUACUUGGGAGCGGGAGAGCAGUAG
Capronia coronata CBS 617.96 is the source of this 2568-nucleotide messenger RNA. RefSeq names its product beta-mannosidase B. NCBI's taxonomy places the organism in Eukaryota, Fungi, Ascomycota, Eurotiomycetes, Chaetothyriales, Herpotrichiellaceae. Gene Ontology annotation, molecular function: beta-mannosidase activity. The transcript is spliced from 3 exons. The record is from RefSeq and is a predicted model, not a curated record. The coding region runs from base 1 to 2568 and encodes 855 amino acids. Gene Ontology annotation, biological process: carbohydrate metabolic process; glycoprotein catabolic process.